Molecule: messenger RNA, 657 nt
Organism: Fusarium vanettenii 77-13-4
Lineage: Eukaryota; Fungi; Ascomycota; Sordariomycetes; Hypocreales; Nectriaceae
Exons: 5
Coding region: 1-657 (218 amino acids)
Biological process (GO): basic amino acid transmembrane export from vacuole
Cellular component (GO): fungal-type vacuole membrane
Source: RefSeq, a predicted model, not a curated record
AUGAUUCCAAUGCCUCUAAACGAAGCCGUUUCAGGCAUCUUGGGAACAAACUUUGUCGGAGCUCUUCUCACACGCCUUGCGCCUACUGCGAUUGGGCUGGCAGGCUACUUUUGCAUUGCCGACUUGAUUCUCAUCAGUCAAUCCUUCUACUACAAGACGGCCAACUCUCUCCCGCAAUCAGUCUCCUCUACGGGAGUAGAUGUGGUCUCAUGUGAGGAGACGCCACUACUGUCCACAACGCAGCAGAGCAGCUCAACUCAAAGAUCCAAAAUGAACCCCUGGGUAUCCAACACGCUGAGCCUACUCGCAGUUGGUGUUGUGGGAUUCAUUGCAUGGCUUAGUGCUUUCAAGAUGGGCUUUCUGGACAGUGCCAAAACGGAUACGCAAGAUCCAGAGCCAAACUCUAACAAGAUGCUUGAGACAGUGGGUAUAAUUCUGGGUUAUUUCAGCGCCGUCUGCUACUUACGUGCCCAUAUUCCGCAAAUCAUCAAGAACUACAGAGAAAAUUCGUGCGAAGGUCUGGCGAUUCUCUUCUUUCUUCUCUCUCUGACUGGAAAUAUGACGUAUUUCACCAGUCUUUUGGCGUACUCUCAGGAAAAGAACUACCUCUUGAAUGCCGUUCCAUGGUUCCUCUCGGCACCGUGGGCGAAGACAUGA